Cyclocybe aegerita is the source of this 435-nucleotide messenger RNA. NCBI's taxonomy places the organism in Eukaryota, Fungi, Basidiomycota, Agaricomycetes, Agaricales, Hemipholiotaceae. The record is from the annotation of a GenBank genome assembly.
AUGGCCAAAACCGCCACAGUGACGAAGACCAAGACCGCUACCAAGGCCGCCAACGCGAAGACGGCGAAGCCAAAGAAGGCUGAUGCUGGAGACAAGCCCAAGCGCGAGCCCACAGCCUACCAGAUCUUUUGCAAGGAGCACAUGAAGAAGUGGAACGAAGAGAAUCCCGGCCGCGCUAAAGAGGCCAUGACCCAUAUUGCUGCUCUAUGGAAAGAUGCCCCCGAGAACCCCAAUCGCGGACAAGAACCCAAGACUCGCAAGCCUAAAGCACCCAAAGAGCCCAAGGAGCCGAAGGCGAAAGCUUCAAAAGCGAAGGAGCCUAAGGAGAAGGCUGCACCCAAGAAGAAGGCUGCGCCGAAAAAGAAGAAGGAAGAGAGUGAAGAUGAGGAGGCGGAGCCUAGUGGCGGCGACGAUGAGGAAGAGGAUGAAGAGUAG